GGACCGAAGAGGUUAACGUGCAUCUGCCUCCGAAUGUUAAUGUGUCUAGGUGAUGUCAGUGGGAGCUGGGAAGGAGGGAGUGGGGCGAGCUGUUGGGCUCAGAGGCAGCAGAGGCUGCCAGGCGGCAGAGGAAGACCCUUUUCUGGACUGCAGGGCUGGCUCACGCUCGGGACAAGGCGGUGGCAGGCACUGGAGGCUGCCGCAGCCUGCGUGGGUGGACGGGCUCAACUCCAGGGAGCAAGCGACCUGCACUGGCUGCAUGGAUCUGCAAGCCUCGUUGCUGUCCACUGGCCCUAAUGCCAGCAACAUCUCCGAUGGCCAGGAUAAUCUCACAUUGGCCGGGUCACCUUCUCGCAAAGGGAGUGUCUCCUACAUCAACAUUAUUAUGCCUUCCGUGUUUGGCACCAUCUGUCUCCUGGGCAUUGUGGGAAACUCCACAGUCAUCUUCGCUGUGGUGAAGAAAUCCAAGCUACACUGGUGCAGCAACGUCCCGGACAUCUUCAUCAUUAACCUCUCUGUGGUGGAUCUGCUCUUCCUCCUGGGCAUGCCUUUCAUGAUCCACCAGCUCAUGGGCAAUGGAGUCUGGCAUUUUGGGGAAACCAUGUGCACCCUCAUCACAGCCAUGGAUGCCAACAGUCAGUUCACCAGUACUUACAUCCUGACUGCCAUGGCCAUUGACCGCUACUUGGCCACCGUCCACCCCAUCUCCUCCACCAAAUUCCGGAAGCCCUCUAUGGCCACCCUGGUAAUCUGCCUUCUGUGGGCUCUUUCUUUCAUCAGCAUCACCCCUGUGUGGCUCUAUGCCAGGCUCAUCCCCUUCCCCGGGGGUGCCGUGGGCUGUGGCAUCCGCCUUCCAAACCCAGACACUGACCUCUACUGGUUCACUCUAUACCAGUUUUUUCUGGCCUUCGCCCUGCCCUUUGUGGUCAUUACUGCUGCAUAUGUGAAAAUACUGCAGCGCAUGACAUCUUCGGUGGCCCCAGCUUCUCAGCGUAGCAUCCGGCUGCGGACAAAGAGGGUGACUCGCACGGCCAUCGCCAUCUGUCUGGUGUUCUUUGUGUGCUGGGCACCCUACUAUGUGCUGCAGCUGACCCAGUUGUCCAUCAGCCGUCCCACCCUCACAUUUGUCUACUUGUACAAUGCAGCCAUCAGCUUGGGCUAUGCCAAUAGCUGCCUCAAUCCCUUUGUGUACAUAGUACUCUGUGAGACCUUUCGGAAACGCUUGGUCUUGUCAGUGAAGCCUGCCGCCCAGGGGCAGCUUCGCACAGUCAGCAAUGCUCAGACAGCUGAUGAGGACAGGACAGAAAGCAAAGGCACCUGACAUUUCCCCUAUCCCAAAUUAUGGGACCCAUAAAUUGCUAGGGAGGCUUUGCAGGGAGCAGCCAGGUUUUUUUGGGGGGGGAUCUUCAAACCUCAGAAAUCCCCUUGGCUGAACAAGAAGAAAAUGGUGGUUUGACUGGUCUCCAUGGGAGCUCUAUCUGUUAGCUCACAUACAUCUUUUUCCCAAGGGAAGAGGUUGAAGGUGCUUAGCUGUAAUCAGGCAGGGGUAGGAGGUGGACAGCCGGGCUCUCCCUCUCAUCUCUCAUUGGUGUGUAAAAAGGCAGCCUUUCUUCCAAGCUGGUGAUCAUCUCUGAAGCAUGCUGUCUCAGCUCCAGCAUCCUGUGUGGGUUUCACUUUCUCUCUAGGGGAUGCAUGUUUACACUGGGGUGGGGCUCUGAGCCCACAGGAGUUUAAAAAACAAAAGAGCCAAUGCCCAGUAACUGAGAAUGACAAGGAGACCCAGGAUAGAUGUGGAUCUUGAAACUGAUAAAGAAGGGGCUUUCACAGUGACAGGGGCUUUCUCUUUACAGGGCACAACUGUCAGUCAGUCCAUGGCUGACCCAGAGUGAACAUCUAUGUAUUGUGCGUGUGUUGGGGGUCACUCCAGUGCCUAAUAUGUUGGCAUCAUCUUUGUGCUUCAGCUUUCCACACCCACA
This is a messenger RNA of Phodopus roborovskii (desert hamster), 1976 nucleotides long. It is a transcript of the gene Mchr1, whose product is annotated as melanin concentrating hormone receptor 1. NCBI's taxonomy places the organism in Eukaryota, Metazoa, Chordata, Mammalia, Rodentia, Cricetidae. Gene Ontology annotation, molecular function: neuropeptide binding; melanin-concentrating hormone receptor activity. Gene Ontology annotation, cellular component: membrane; neuron projection. Gene Ontology annotation, biological process: neuropeptide signaling pathway. The record is from RefSeq and is a predicted model, not a curated record.